Messenger RNA from Trichoderma citrinoviride, 1753 nucleotides. RefSeq lists its product as hypothetical. NCBI's taxonomy places the organism in Eukaryota, Fungi, Ascomycota, Sordariomycetes, Hypocreales, Hypocreaceae. The transcript has 4 exons. Gene Ontology annotation, biological process: iron ion transport; copper ion import; intracellular iron ion homeostasis. Bases 1 to 1740 code for a protein of 579 amino acids. Gene Ontology annotation, cellular component: plasma membrane. The record is from RefSeq and is a predicted model, not a curated record. Gene Ontology annotation, molecular function: ferric-chelate reductase activity.
AUGACGAGCAGCAGCGCUUUCGAGCACCGCGAGGCGCUCAACCACCGACAGAUGUACGCAUUCAUCGGAUCCAUGGUUGGGCUCGCGGCCAUCUUCAUCUUCUUCCAUCUGGGACGACGUAUUGCGCAGAAGACGAACGCGGGAAAGAAGGGAGUUUCAGCCUUGGCCGCCUUAUCUCGGAAACCGCGAAAUGUUCUUCUUCGCACAGCACCCGGGCUGCCUUCUCGGGGACAUGCAUUUCUCGUCUUCUUGUACUUCGCCAUCAACAUCAUCAUUACCUUUACGGACAUUGACAACUCCGUCAUGAAGAUGAACUCCAACUUGGCCGCACGUGCAGCAUGGAUGGCCAUUGCGAAUCUUGUCGUUCUCAUCUUCCUGGCCCUGAAGAACACUCCCCUGGCGUUCCUCACGGCGUGGUCGUACGAGCGCCUCAACAUCCUGCAUCAAAUCGCCGGCUCCAUGUGCAUCAUCUUCGUCAUCAUCCACGCCUCCUGCUACUCCUCCUACUUUGAGCAGGCCGGUCGGGGCGCGAUCCUCCGAGAGGAGAGCGUCAUUUAUGGCGAGAUUGCCGGCGUGUCCUUCUUCGUCGUCGGGUUCGCGGGAGCGGUGAUCCGCCGCUGGUGGUACGAGCUCUUCUACUACGUCCACGUCAGCUUCUGGAUCCUCGCCAUCGUCAUGGUCGGCCUCCACCAGCCCAACUUUGGCGAGAAGAUUGUCUACGUGACGAUUGUGACGGCCGGCAUCUGGGUGCUCGACCGCCUCAUCCGCAUGGCCCGCCUGCUGGUAUACAGCACCAACAACACUGCCGUCCUCACCCCUCUCCCCAACGGUGGCACUCGCGUGACCCUUAAGAAGGCUCCCCUGGGCGCUGUGUCGGGACAGCAUUGCUUCCUCUGGAUCCCCUCGAUUCGGAUGUCCGAGACUCACCCUUUUACCAUUGCGUCCAUGGAUCCCCUGGAGCUCGUCGUAAACUCCCACGAUGGCUUCACGCGGGACUUGCACCGGUAUGCCGUGCAGCACCCCGGCGCGACGGUCAAGGCCUCGGUGGAGGGCGCCUAUGGUACCCUGCCCAACGCUUCCGAAUAUGAGAGAGUCGUCCUGGUCGCGGGUGGAAGCGGCUCGACGUUUACCUUUGGCAUGGCGCUCAACAUGCUCAAGAACCCGGCCGCCGCGCAACUGACCAAGAAGAUUACCUUUGUCUGGAUGGUCAAGUAUGAGAGUCACCUGAGCUGGUUCGCCUCUCAUCUCGACACCCUUGCAAAGGACGACCGCGUCGAGCUCCAGCUGUACGUUACUCGAACUUCGGAAAAGAAGGCGGACGACGAGACAGGUCUCGAGUCGGCUCCCGCCACGCCACCCUCCGAACGCGACGUCGAGAAGGCAGAGCCCGCUGUGAGGGCCGAGCCACUCAUGUCAUCUUCAUCCGAAUCCUCCCUGCCCUCAACAUCAUCGUCCUCAUCAUCAGUCCCCAAGUCAAUCAGAGACGAAACCGAUUCGACGCAAAACACCGCUCCUGUCGACACACAGCCGCAUGCCUACAGCAACUUCAUCCGACGCGGCAGGCCAGAAAUGCCCGCCUUGAUCCGAACCAUUAUCGAAGAGACGCCGGCGGAGGAGCGCGUACUAGUGCUGGGCUGCGGGCCGGACGGUCUGAUGGCGCAGGUUCGCAACACGACGGCGGCGUGUAUCCGGUCCGACGGGCCGGGAGUCGAGCUGCACUGCGAGCAGUUUGGCUGGUGAUGUCGGGAUGUCG